This is a messenger RNA of Ceratitis capitata (Mediterranean fruit fly), 2372 nucleotides long. RefSeq names its product protein scarlet (gene st). Gene Ontology annotation, molecular function: ATP hydrolysis activity; ABC-type transporter activity; ATP binding. Lineage: Eukaryota; Metazoa; Arthropoda; Insecta; Diptera; Tephritidae. The record is from RefSeq and is a predicted model, not a curated record. Gene Ontology annotation, biological process: transmembrane transport. The coding region runs from base 1 to 2220 and encodes 739 amino acids. The transcript is spliced from 7 exons. Gene Ontology annotation, cellular component: plasma membrane.
AUGUCUACGAAUAAUCUCAGCUCAUUGAAGCUAACGCGCAGCGAUAAUCCGCCACUCGCUGCCUACACCGACUACUACGCAAACACCAACGGCCGUGCGACGUCGCCUACACCAACGGAUGCUGAUGAGCAAAUUGAGAUGCUGGAUGUUGUCGGCAUGCCAGGCAGUAAUGGUGAAGGCAAUAGUAAGCACAAGAUUGCCAUCGCUAGGAGAAGUAACAGCUUGAAUGGCUGCGGCAGUGCCACCGACGGUAGUCCUCUCGCCAGUGGCGCCGGCAGUCAUAUGGCCAUCACCGAUAUCUCCGUCACACCACCACGCUCCGCAUCGGAACGUAACAGCUCGGAGCGCAGUCUACCGUUGCGUAGCUACAGCAAGUGGUCGCCGACGGAGCAGGGUGCCACCUUGGUUUGGCGCGAUUUGUGUGUCUACACAACGGGCGAUCCGGAUGGCUCGAGCGGUGGCGGCAGCAUGCAUAAUAUGAAGCGCAUCAUUAACAACUCGACAGGCGCGGUGCAGCCGGGCAAUCUGAUGGCGUUAAUGGGUUCCAGUGGCUCUGGUAAAACGACACUGAUGUCAACACUCGCCUUCCGUCAGCCAGCCGGCACUAUUGUUCAGGGUGAUAUCUUAAUAAACGGCCGACGCAUUGGCCCAUUUAUGCAUCGCAUCAGCGGAUAUGUUUAUCAGGAUGAUUUGUUUAUAGACACUUUAACGGUGUUGGAGCAUAUGACAUUUAUGGCACAUCUCCGUCUCGAUCGUCGCGUGAGUCGUUGUGAGCGCAAAGCCAUUAUAAAUGAUUUACUGGAACGCACCGGCCUUCUCUCGGUCGUACACACACGAAUCGGUUCUGGAGAUGAUAAGAAAAUGUUGUCGGGUGGCGAGCGUAAGCGCUUAGCAUUUGCCGUCGAGUUGCUCAAUGAUCCGGUCAUAUUGUUUUGCGAUGAACCCACCACAGGUCUGGACUCAUUCAGCGCACAACAAUUGGUGCAGACACUCUAUGACUUGGCUAAGAAGGGCACUACAAUACUCUGCACCAUUCAUCAGCCCUCCAGUCAGCUCUUCGAUAUGUUCAACAAUGUGCUGUUGUUGGCUGACGGGCGCGUAGCCUUCACAGGCUCGCCACAGAAUGCAUUGAACUUUUUCGCCGAAAACGGCUAUCACUGCCCGGAGGCUUACAACCCAGCUGAUUUCUUGAUUGGUGUUUUGGCUACAGAUCCGGGUUAUGAGCAGGCUUCACAGCGUUCAGCGCAGCAUUUGUGCGAUAUGUUUGCGGUUAGUGGCGCAGCCAAGCAGCGGGAUAUGUUGGUUAAUCUCGAAAUACACAUGGCUCAGACGGGUGAUUAUCCCUUCGAGGCGGAGGUGGAAGCUUUUCGUUCGGCUGCUUGGUACAAGAAAUUCCAUGUGAUUUGGUAUCGUGCCUCGCUAUCGAUGAUGCGUGACCCCACAAUACAGAGAAUGCGGUUUUUCCAAAAAAUGGCAAUGGCUAUUAUUAUAGGCGCCUGCUUUGCUGGUACUACUACAGUUUCCCAGUUGGGUGUGCAAGCGGUACAGGGCGCUCUGUUCGUCAUGAUUUCCGAGAAUACUUAUCAUCCGAUGUAUUCGGUUUUGAAUGUGUUUCCUCAAGGUUUUCCGCUGUUUCUACGUGAAACUCGAUCUGGCAUGUACUCGACGGCUCAAUAUUAUGUGGCGAACAUACUCGCUAUGCUGCCGGGCAUGAUUGUUGAACCGUUACUUUUUGUUAUAAUCUGUUAUUGGAUAUCCGGCUUACGUGCGACAUUCUUUGCCUUCAGCAUAACGGCCAUAUCCGUUGUGUUGGUUAUGAAUGUCGCCACAGCUUGCGGUUGCUUCUUCUCCACAGCAUUCAAUUCGGUGCCAUUGGCGAUGGCAUAUUUGGUGCCUGUGGAUUAUAUUUUCAUGAUAACAUCUGGAAUUUUCAUUAAAAUUAGCACUUUGCCAAUGGCAUUUUACUGGACGCAAUUCCUGUCAUGGAUGUUGUAUGCUAAUGAAGCGAUGACGAUUGCCCAAUGGUCGGGCGUGCAAAAUAUCACCUGCUUCGAGGAGAGCGAGGACUUGCCGUGCUUUCACACCGGUCAGGAUGUGCUGGACAAAUAUAGUUUCAAUGAAGCGCAUCUCUACAGAAAUUUAUUAGCGAUUGUGGCUAUUUACUUUGGCUUUCACAUUUUGGGUUAUUACUGUCUGUGGCGUCGCGCUAAGAAGAUCUAAGGCGACGAGUAGUUUUAUAGGCUGCGCGGGUCAAGGUUGAGAUGCUUGCGGUCGGAGGCGCGUUUCGUGUUCGAGUACACUUUUUAAAUGAAUUUCACCAUUGUUUAAUUAACAAUAACACGCAUACUGACAUACAUACAUAUGCUAUAAUU